CGCCAACACCAGCUGCAGCUGAUACCCCAGAUGUCAAAAUCUAUCACCUGCCAGCUCCCAUAAGUGUCCGCCUCCAAAAAAGUGGUUGAAUAAAAAAUUAAUAACCAUUUUACACACCUAGAAGACAUCAUGCACAUAAUCACAAAUAACCAGUGCGUAGAAUGACGUGUUUAAUCGAUUAUAAACAUCCAGACAGUUCGAUGUGGCUCGAUCCAAAUAUCUGAUAAAUUUCGCAGUAUCAGUCUCAUAACCUAGCCCAUUUCCAUAUGAAUCUUUAUUCACCAAGUGAAAUAAUUCCUGGAUCAUCCCCACGGAUCCACAAAAUCACCAUAAAAAAUUUCAUACAGAUCACCGAGACACGAGAGUGAUGAAUGAUUAAUAUUCAAUCGACAGCUAUUCCAAAUAAUUAAAUCACUGUGAUGAGUGACUCAGAACAACGCCAGUUGCACGUGCCUUACCGUGAAUAUCACAGUCAAAGUCUGAAUAAUACGAGGAACCAGGUUGCCCUGGUGGAGACUGAUGCCCUAGUGGAUUUAUCGACAUCGAGUCAAGUUAAUCAAACGUCUGGAGUUAAUCCAGCUUUAUUUGUACAGUCUAAUAUCAACGAUUUGGAAUUAACAGUACCAGAUAUCGAGUUUGCACCCAAUUGUGGUAUCGACACAGCAAUCAUUGAUUCACCUGGAAUUGACCGGGAGAGUCAGCCUCUCCUUGGUCGACUCGAGCUUGACGUUACGUUCAAUAGAUUUCCAGAUGAUCCUCAGUUCUCGGAGCUGGUCUGGCAGGCUGAGUGUGCCAUCGACAAUGGCAUCUACCCAGAGAGAAUAUAUCAGGGUUCCAGUGGAAGUUAUUUUGUGAAAAAUAACGCGGGUAAAAUAAUAGCGGUCUUCAAACCCAAAGAUGAGGAGCCUUAUGGCAGAUUGAAUCCCAAAUGGACCAAGUGGAUGCACAAAUUGUGCUGUCCCUGUUGUUUUGGUCGUAGCUGUUUAAUUCCAAAUCAGGGUUAUCUGAGUGAAGCUGGGGCGAGUCUAGUCGAUCGUAAAUUGGGUCUGGGUAUUGUUCCAAAUACACGAGUUGUCAAGCUUGUCAGUAAGACGUUCAAUUAUCCUCGCAUAGACAGGCAAAAGGCGAGGAUGAAGCAGGUGAUAAUGGACCAAUUUCCGGCUGUUGGUUCUCAAUUCAAGAGACUGGGACUUCCUCCCAAGAUAGGAUCAUUCCAGCUGUUCAUGGACAGCUACAAAGACGCUGACUACUGGCUCAGGAGGUGGGAGAACGAUCCACUACCCACGAGACUAGCCAGGGACUUUCAGCUGCAGUUUGAGAGGCUUGUCAUUCUCGAUUACAUAAUCAGGAACACAGACAGGGGUAAUGACAACUGGUUGAUACAGUAUGAUCCAGCUGUUGCUAAAAACUCACUCGAGGUAGCUGAGGUGCACAUCGCUGCUAUCGACAAUGGCCUGGCUUUUCCGUUCAAGCAUCCUGACUCCUGGAGGGCAUAUCCUUAUCACUGGGCAUGGCUCAGUCAAGCUAAAUUGCCAUUCAGCGAAACCACCAGGGAACUCGUCUUGCCACAGCUCUCUGAUCAGAAUUUCGUACAAGAUCUCUGUGAUGACCUGUAUCAGCUGUUCAAGCAAGACAAGGGCUUCGACAAACAUUACUUCGACAGGCAAAUGAGUGUGAUGAGAGGGCAAAUAUUGAAUCUACAACAGGCACUCAAAGACGCCAAGAGUCCAGUGCAACUGGUGCAAAUGCCCGCUGUUAUCGUAGAAAAAGCGAAAGGCAAUGGAACGCCAAAAUUAUUCUCCUUUUCUGAUACAUUCACUCAGCGCUUCCAGAACAAAAGCCCCUUCUUCUCUUGGUGUUGAAUCACCCCCUGACCAAUGGAACAAUUAUAAAUAUAACACAAUACUUACUAAUGAAACAGUCAUAAUACAGUUGAAAGUUGAAUGACGAGAUGAAUACAAGCAGAUGGUAAAAUUAUUUGUAAUACGACUUUAAUGAUAAUGCCCUCUUCUUCCUACUCCCCCAUUAUCUAAGUGAGUUUAUUGUUUUAAAUAUUAAUUUUCAAUUGGGACUGAUAAAUUCUGUGGUGUAAAAAUUGUAUACAUGUUGAACAAAUGCCUAUUCACUCGAUGGGAUUAUACACGGAAUAUAGAUAUUUGUAUACAAAUUGAAUAAUGAGAAGGACACAAACAAAACAAGUAGAAUCCUGAUACAGAAAUAUGUAUUUUUUCAGUCACAUGUACUAUUGUAGAAUUGUUUGUGCCAAUUAUUAUUAUUGUUACAGUUAUUACCAGCAUUUGAAUAAAUAUUUAAAGAUGA
Molecule: messenger RNA, 2319 nt
Organism: Fopius arisanus
Lineage: Eukaryota; Metazoa; Arthropoda; Insecta; Hymenoptera; Braconidae
Gene: Pi4KIIalpha
Product: phosphatidylinositol 4-kinase II alpha
Exons: 5
Coding region: 420-1862 (480 amino acids)
Biological process (GO): phosphatidylinositol phosphate biosynthetic process; Golgi organization; endosome organization
Cellular component (GO): lysosomal membrane; trans-Golgi network; endosome
Molecular function (GO): 1-phosphatidylinositol 4-kinase activity
Source: RefSeq, a predicted model, not a curated record